Messenger RNA from Plasmodium knowlesi strain H, 3213 nucleotides. Its product is annotated as valine--tRNA ligase, putative. Bases 1 to 3213 code for a protein of 1070 amino acids. Gene Ontology annotation, cellular component: cytosol. NCBI's taxonomy places the organism in Eukaryota, Apicomplexa, Aconoidasida, Haemosporida, Plasmodiidae. Gene Ontology annotation, molecular function: aminoacyl-tRNA deacylase activity; valine-tRNA ligase activity; ATP binding. The record is from RefSeq and is a predicted model, not a curated record. The transcript has a single exon. Gene Ontology annotation, biological process: valyl-tRNA aminoacylation.
AUGAACGUACGAUUUCCAAAACGAAUAGCCGUGUACUACCAUACCAGAAGAUACUUACACUGCACGUUGAACAAAAUGGAAGGAAGAAAUAUAAAAGAAAAUUUGAAGAGCAUGAAGGAUGCGUAUGACCCGAAGGAGGUGGAGUCUAAGUGGUACUCCUUCUGGGAGCAGAAUGAUUAUUUCAAACCGAAAAAGGAGUUGUUAGCAAAGAAGGGGCAGAGUGACAAAUUCGUUAUUGUGUUGCCCCCACCCAACGUCACAGGGACGUUACACAUUGGCCACACUUUAACCAUAGCCAUUCAAGAUGCACUAGUUCGAUACAAGAGAAUGAAAAAUUUAGUAACCCUGUACAUUCCAGGGACAGACCACGCAGGGAUAGCAACGCAAACCGUUGUGGAAAAAAUGCUAUUUAAGAAAGAGCAAAAGAUACGACAAGAUUAUGGAAGAGAAGAAUUUGUAAAAAAAAUUCACGAAUGGAAGGAUCUCCAUGGAAAUAAAAUUAAUAAUCAAAUUAGGAGAAUAGGCGCGUCUGUAGAUUGGUCAAGGGAAUACUUCACCAUGAACGAUAAAUUGUCAGUAGCUGUGAAGGAAGCUUUUAUCAAAUUUUAUGAUAGCGGAUUAAUUUACAGAGACAACAGAUUGGUUGCCUGGUGUCCCCAUUUAAAAACUGCUCUCUCAGAUAUAGAAGUAAAUCUUGAAGAGAUCAAGAAGCCAACAAAAAUAAAAAUCCCCUCAUUUAAUCAUUUGGUGGAAGUUGGUGUGUUAUAUAAGUUUUUUUACCAAAUCAAGGGCAGUGAGGAAAAAAUUGAAGUGGCAACAACAAGGAUUGAAACCAUGUUGGGAGAUGUUGCUGUGGCUGUGCACCCAAAUGAUAAAAGGUACGCCCACUUAGUGGGAAAAGAAAUUCUACACCCAUUCAUUCCGGACAGAAAAGUAAUCAUCAUUGCUGAUUCCUAUGUCGAUAUGGAGUACGGUACGGGAGCUGUGAAGAUAACACCAGCUCAUGAUAAAAACGAUUUUGAAAUGAUGAAGAGGCAUAAUUUGAAGGCCAUAAAUAUUUUUACCCGUGAUGGACAUAUUAACAGAAAUGGAGGGAAAUUAUUUGAAGGCCUCCACCGAUUUGAAUGUCGGUUUAAAAUUCAGGAAGAAUUAAAAAAAUUAAAUUUGUUAUCCGAUAAAAUUCCUAACGCCAUGUCUCUUCCCUUAUGUUCCAGAACGAAUGAUAUCAUUGAGUAUAUGCUCAUACCACAAUGGUACGUAAACUGUAGUGAUCUAGCCAAACAAGCUAUUAACUGUGUGAAGGAGAAACAACUUACAAUUAUUCCCAUGCACCAUGUGAACACUUGGUUUUACUGGCUAGAAAAUGUGCGUGAUUGGUGCAUAUCUAGGCAAUUAUGGUGGGGCCACCGAAUUCCAGCCUACAGAAUUGUCAAAAAGGGGGAUCCAAAGGGAGAACCACAGGGGAACGGUGAUAAUCCCAAUCAGUCUGAAGAGGUAGAUUCCAUGUCACAGGAAGGCGAAGAAAAGUGGGUUGUUGGCAGAUCCCAUGAAGAGUGCAUGGAAAAGGCCAAAAAUAUGGUACCCGAAAAUGAAGAGUUUGAGUUGGUACAGGAUGAAGACGUACUAGACACGUGGUUUUCCUCCGCCCUUGUUCCAUUUAGUUCUUUAGGGUGGCCAGAAAAAACAGAAGAUCUUGAACAAUUUUUCCCAAACAGUAUUUUAGAGACGGGCCAAGAUAUUCUCUUCUUCUGGGUAGCUAGAAUGGUAAUGGUUUCGCUACACCUAAUGAACACUCUCCCCUUUAACACCAUCUACCUACAUGCCAUGAUUAGGGACUCGAAAGGAGAGAAGAUGAGCAAAAGCAAAGGCAACGUCGUCGACCCUUUGGAUAUCAUCGAUGGAAUUAGCCUACAGGGAUUAAAUCAAAAAUUGUAUGAAGGAAAUUUACCCGAAAAAGAAAUAAAAAGAGCUUUAGAAUUGCAGAAAAAGGAGUUCCCUAAAGGAAUCCCAGAAUGUGGAACCGAUGCUCUAAGAUUUGGUCUCCUAACAUAUCUAAAGCAGGGUAGAAAUGUUAACCUAGACAUUAAUAGAAUAAUUGGAUAUAGACAUUUUUGCAAUAAACUGUGGAAUGCUGUUAAGUUCUUUUUGAAAACCUUACCAGAUAAUUACGAUAAUUGUAACAUCCUUCUUUCACAACCAGAUUAUGUGCAAUCUUUGCAGUGGGAAGAUAAAUGGAUUCUCCAUCGAUUAAAUGUAUAUAUAAAAAGUGCCAAUGAAAGUUUUGAUACAUAUAACUUCUCCGAAGCAGCCUUUUCUGCGUACAACUUUUGGCUCUACGAUUUGUGCGAUGUAUACUUGGAGCUUAUCAAGGCCCGUCUCAAUAUAGAUCCCCCCCAACCAAUGAAGAAGGAAGAAGCACUUAGUGAGGGGAAAAGGGAAGACACAACUGCGGGUGAUAAUAACGUUCAUGACAAUAAUGCCAUCAUGGAAGGGAAUAAUCUAGUCGCUUCUACAGCACUCCAUGCUAGCAAAACGCUACAUGCAUGUUUGGAUUAUGGACUGAGACUUAUGCAUCCCAUUUCGCCCUUCAUAACGGAAGAGCUGUACCAUAAAAUCGCGGCAAAUGAAUACAAAUUUGGAUCCAUCUCCGUAGCCCCCUACCCAGAGUACGUACCUUCCUGGAAUGAUGAAAAAAUCAACUCUGAAAUGAACAAAUUUAUGAGUAUUGUUAAGCAAUUCAGGUCGUUCAUUUCUAAUCUGGAAAUUCCUCCGAAGAUAAAACUCAACUGCUUCAUUGCUGCGAAGAAUGAAGAAGACGAAUGUUUUAUCGUGAAGGUAAAAAAUAAAAUACAGACAUUGGCUAAAUUGGGUAACCUCACUGUCAUUAAAUACAACGUGGAAGAACUUUCAUGUGAACAAAUUAGUGAAAUAAAAAAAUGUCUCAAGGAUAUUGUUGCCAACCAGUUCAUUAUUUACGUGCAGUCGACUGAGGAAUACCUGAAGCCUCUACUGACGAAUAUGCAAAACAAGAAUAAGAAGCUUCAGAGUUCACUAGAUUCUUAUUUGAAAAAAACCAAUGAUCCGAAUUAUGAGGAAAAAGUGCCUGAACAGGUCAGAAAUUUGUACGCGGAAAAAAUCGAGGAGCUGAACGCGCAAAUUUUGGCCGUGUCCAACAUCAUUUCGGAGAUUAACGAAUGCUUAAAAAAUGCCUAA